CGCACAAAUUCAUUUUCCCCAUUGCAGUUUCUGUGGAAGUAAACGAAACUGAGCAUGGCGGACCAAAAUGCUGUAAGAGAGGAAGAGGAGAUCAUUUUCCGCAGCCCCUUUCCAGCUGUUCUGGUUCCUGAGAACAUUAGUCUACCGGAAUUCGUUUUGAGGACUGAUUGGAAAGAGAAUGAGAAAUUCAGUAACAAUGUGGCUCUGGUAGAGGCCUCGACCGGCAAGGAGUACACUUAUGAUCAAGUUUUUUCUCUUACCAAAAAAGUUGCAGCAGGGCUGGUUCAAACAGUGGGUGUCCUGAAGGGAGAUGUGGUGCUGGUUGUGCUGCCUAACAUGGCGGAGUAUCCCAUCAUUGUGCUCGGAAUAAUGUUGGCUGGGGCAGUGUUUUCGGGUUCGAAUCCCGCCGCUCACGUUACUGAGAUUGAGAAACAGGUCCGGGACUCGGGGGCGAAAAUCCUCGUCACUGUUUCCUCUGUUUUUUAUCAGCUCUGCAACCUGGAAUUCAUGGCUUCCAUUACUGUUAUUAUGGCUGACGAUCACAGCAAAGUAGAGGGCAAGAGCGUGCCUUUGGCGACAUUGUUUGAGACAGAUGACUCUGUAAUUGAGUUGCCUGUUGUUGGUCAGAAUGAUCUGUGUGCUCUGCCCUACUCUUCGGGCACCACGGGAGCCUCCAAGGGCGUCAUGCUAACUCACAGGAACCUAAUUGCCAAUUUGUGUUCUACCCUUUUUGAUGUGGAUGAAUCUUUGCUGGGAAAAUUCACAACUUUGGGUCUCAUGCCGUUUUUCCACAUCUAUGGCAUAACGGGCAUCUGCUGUGCAACGCUCCGUAACAAAGGUAAGGUUGUGGUUAUGUCCAGAUUCGAUCUGCGUCUGUUUAUGGAUGUGUUGAUCAACUGUGGCGUGAAUUUUGCGCCCAUUGUGCCGCCCAUCAUGCUGGCCUUGGUAAAGAAUCCCAUCGUUGAGGAAUAUGAUCUUAGUCGCUUGCAGCUCAAAGCUAUCAUGACGGCUGCUGCUCCUCUCGCCCCCGACCUGCAAAGAGCUUUCCACGAAAAAUUCCCUGGCGUUGAGGUGCAGGAGGCGUAUGGACUGACAGAGCACAGUUGCAUCACGCUCACGCAUUGUUCUCCUGACAACAACAUCCGUGGAAUAGCAAAGAAGAAAUCGGUUGGAUUCAUUCUUCCAAAUCUGGAGGUGAAGUUCGUCGAUCCUGAAACUGGGAAAUCAUUGCCCAGGAAUUGCCAGGGCGAACUUUGUGUUCGAAGCCAAUGCGUCAUGCAAGGCUAUUAUCAGAAGCCACGAGAGACAGAAACGACGGUGGACAGCCAAGGGUGGCUGCACACGGGUGAUGUGGGUUUCAUCGACGACGACGGCGACGUGUUCAUCGUCGACAGAAUAAAAGAGCUCAUCAAAUACAAAGGUUUUCAGGUUGCUCCAGCAGAGCUGGAAGCAAUUCUGCUCUCUCAUCCAUCGGUGGAUGAUGCAGCAGUCGUCCCGCUGGCGGACGAGGAAGCAGGGGAGAUUCCUGCAGCGUGCGUGGUGAAGAAAGCGGGUGGCACAGAGAGUGAGGAUGACAUUUUAAAGUUCGUGGCAUCGCAGGUGGCGAGUUAUAAGAAAGUGAGAGUUCUGCAUUUUGUGCCCUCCAUUCCCAAGUCAUCGUCGGGUAAAAUUCUCAGGAGACUCGUCAGAGACAAUCUCCUCAACCUCACCAAAGCUGCUUCCAACUAGCUGCCAUUUUACUUUCUCUCAUGGCAUGAAAGAAUAUAAGAAUUUUAAUGAGGUUCACCGAAAUAUGUUUUCGAUCUUUUUUAUGAUGAUAAUUCUGUUAUAAAUCUUAUUUCAAAUCUCUUUUAAUGAUGAUUUUUCUAUUUUGAAUCUUAA
Messenger RNA from Cryptomeria japonica (Japanese cedar), 1881 nucleotides. RefSeq names its product 4-coumarate--CoA ligase-like 1. The record is from RefSeq and is a predicted model, not a curated record. Gene Ontology annotation, molecular function: long-chain fatty acid-CoA ligase activity. The coding region runs from base 55 to 1728 and encodes 557 amino acids. The transcript has 5 exons. Gene Ontology annotation, biological process: fatty-acyl-CoA biosynthetic process. Lineage: Eukaryota; Viridiplantae; Streptophyta; Pinopsida; Cupressales; Cupressaceae.